Molecule: messenger RNA, 5626 nt
Organism: Cercocebus atys (sooty mangabey)
Lineage: Eukaryota; Metazoa; Chordata; Mammalia; Primates; Cercopithecidae
Gene: TOP3A
Product: topoisomerase (DNA) III alpha
Exons: 19
Coding region: 313-3354 (1013 amino acids)
Biological process (GO): DNA topological change
Cellular component (GO): chromosome; nucleus
Molecular function (GO): DNA topoisomerase type I (single strand cut, ATP-independent) activity; zinc ion binding; DNA binding
Source: RefSeq, a predicted model, not a curated record
AACGUGCUUGGACGAGGGGCGCGGGCCAGUCUGGGAGUUGUAGUUCCAGGUCGCUGUGGGGCGCGCGCCUGGCGGAAGUGGCUGGAGAAGGCGGGCGGAAGCUGCACGCCAAGGUACUGGGUUCGGUGCUGAGGCGGCGGCUGCGACACGGAAAAGACUGAGUGACUGAAGCUCCAAAGGCCAGCAGGCUGGUGGGGACGUGACCGAAGCGAGGCUCUAGUUCCUUUUCGGUGGGCGCCAGUUGAGCAUCGCCUCUGGCUUCCCCAGGAUGCGCCGGCAGCCGGGGAGCGGCUGCAGGCGCGGGGCCUAAGGAUGAUCUUUCCUGUCCUCCGCUCCGCGCUCCGGUGGCUGCGACAGCCCGGAGACCGUGCCUUUUCCCGCCCCGCCAUGGAGGUGGCCCUCCGAGGCGUGCGGAAGGUCCUCUGUGUGGCCGAAAAAAACGACGCGGCCAAGGGGAUCGCCGACCUGCUGUCCAACGGUCGCAUGAGGCGGAGAGAAGGACUUUCAAAAUUCAACAAGAUCUAUGAAUUUGAUUAUCACCUGUAUGGCCAGAAUGUUACCAUGGUAAUGACUUCGGUUUCUGGACAUUUACUGGCUCAUGAUUUCCGGAUGCAGUUUCGAAAAUGGCAGAGCUGCAACCCUCUUGUCCUCUUUGAAGCAGAAAUUGAAAAGUACUGCCCAGAGAAUUUUGUAGACAUCAAGAAAACUCUGGAACGAGAGACUCGCCAGUGCCAGGCUCUGGUGAUCUGGACUGACUGUGAUAGAGAAGGCGAAAACAUUGGGUUUGAGAUUAUCCAUGUGUGUAAGACUGUAAAGCCCAAUCUGCAGGUGUUGCGAGCCCGAUUCUCUGAGAUCACACUCCGUGCCGUCAGGACAGCUUGUGAAAACCUGACUGAGCCUGAUCAGAGGGUGAGCGAUGCUGUGGAUGUGAGGCAGGAGCUGGACCUGAGGAUUGGAGCUGCCUUUACUAGGUUCCAGACCCUGCGGCUUCAGAAGAUUUUUCCUGAGGUGCUGGCAGAGCAGCUCAUCAGUUACGGCAGCUGCCAGUUCCCCACAUUGGGCUUUGUGGUGGAGCGGUUCAAAGCCAUUCAGGCUUUUGUACCAGAAAUCUUCCACAGAAUUAAAGUAACUCAUGACCACAAAGAUGGUAUCGUAGAAUUCAACUGGAAAAGGCAUCGACUCUUUAACCACACGGCUUGCCUAGUUCUCUAUCAGUUGUGUAUGGAGGAUCCCAUGGCAACUGUGGUAGAGGUCAGAUCUAAGCCCAAGAGCAAGUGGCGGCCUCAAGCUUUGGACACUGUGGAGCUUGAGAAGCUGGCUUCUCGAAAGUUGAGAAUAAAUGCUAAAGAAACCAUGAGGAUUGCUGAGAAGCUCUACACUCAAGGGUACAUCAGCUAUCCCCGAACAGAAACAAACAUUUUUCCCAGAGACUUAAACCUGACGGUGUUGGUGGAACAGCAGACCCCCGAUCCACGCUGGGGGGCCUUUGCCCAGAGCAUUCUAGAGCGGGGUGGUCCCACCCCACGCAAUGGGAACAAGUCUGACCAAGCUCACCCUCCCAUUCACCCCACCAAAUACACCAACAGCUUACAGGGAGACGAACAGCGACUGUACGAGUUUAUUGUUCGCCAUUUCCUGGCCUGCUGCUCCCAGGAUGCUCAGGGGCAGGAGACCACAGUAGAGAUCGACAUCGCUCAGGAACGCUUUGUGGCCCACGGCCUCGUGAUUCUGGCCCGAAACUAUCUGGACGUGUAUCCAUAUGAUCACUGGAGUGACAAGAUCCUCCCUGUCUAUGAGCGAGGCUCCCGCUUUCAGCCCAGCACCGUGGAGAUGGUGGAUGGGGAGACCAGCCCGCCCAAGCUGCUCACCGAGGCCGACCUCAUUGCCCUCAUGGAGAAGCACGGCAUUGGCUCUCAAGGGCUUUCUCUGGCAAGCCUAGUCCAGGAAUACCAGCAGCACAGUGGAGGGAAGCAGAGCUCUCUGGGCAUGUGUUACAGAAGCAGCUGCCUCACCCACGAAGGGAGUUUCUUAGCCUCACUGAGCUUGACUUUCCCUGCAGGUUAUGAUUCCAUGGGCUAUGAAAUGUCUAAGCCUGACCUCCGGGCUGAGCUGGAAGCUGAUCUGAAGCUGAUCUGUGAUGGCAAGAAGGACAAAUUUGUGGUUCUAAGGCAGCAAGUGCAGAAAUACAAGCAGGUUUUCAUCGAAGCGGUGGCUAAAGCAAAGAAAUUGGAUGAGGCCUUGGCCCAGUACUUUGGGAAUGGGACAGAGUUGGCCCAGCAAGAAGAGAUCUACCCAGCCAUGCCAGAGCCCAUCAGGAAGUGCCCACAGUGCAACAAGGACAUGGUCCUCAAGACCAAGAAGAACGGCGGGUUCUACCUCAGCUGCAUGGGUUUCCCGGAGUGUCGCUCAGCCAUGUGGCUUCCUGACUCGGUGCUGGAGGCCAGCAGGGACAGCAGCGUGUGUCCAGUUUGUCAGCCACAUCCUGUGUACAGGUUGAAGUUAAAGUUUAAGCGCGGUAGCCUUCCCCCGACCAUGCCUCUGGAGUUUGUUUGCUGCAUCGGUGGAUGCGACGAGACCCUGAGGGAGAUCCUGGACCUGAGAUUUUCACGGGGCCCCCCCAGGGCUAUCCAGCCCUCUGGUCACCUGCAGGCUAGCCAGUCUCUGAACAGGAUGGACAAUAGCCAGCACCCCCAGCCUGCUGACAGCAGACAGACUGGGCCCUCAAAGGCUCUGGCCCAGACCCUCCCACCACCCACGGCUGCUGGUGAAAGCAAUUCUGUGACCUGCAACUGUGGCCAGGAGGCUGUGCUGCUUACUGUCCGUAAGGAGGGCCCCAACCAGGGCCGGCAAUUCUUUAAGUGUAACGGGGGUAGCUGCAACUUCUUCCUGUGGGCAGACAGCCCCAAUCAGGGAGGAGGAGGGCCUCCCGCCUCGGCAUAUAGACCCCUAGGCGGCUCCCUGGGACGCCCACCAGGCCCAGGGAUCCACCUGGGUGGGUUUGGCAACCCUGGUGAUGGCAGUGGUACUGGCACAUCCUGCCUGUGCAGCCAGCCUGCCGUCACACGGACUGUGCAGAAGGAUGGGCCCAACAAGGGGCGCCAGUUCCACACGUGUGCCAAGCCGAGAGAGCAGCAGUGUGGCUUCUUCCAGUGGGUCGAUGAGAACACCGCUCCAGGGACUUCUGGAGCCCCGUCCUGGACAGGAGACAGAGGAAGAAUCCUGGGGUCGGAAGCCAGAAGCAAAAGGCCCCGGGCCAGUUCCUCAGACACGGGGUCCACAGCAAAGAAACCCCGGAAAUGCAGCCUUUGCCACCAACCUGGACACACCCGUCCCUUUUGUCCUCAGAACAGAUGAGCUCAGGGUAGGGUAGAGAGCGCCACUUUCUCAGACCUGUCUCCUUUGUGUUGGGAAAUGAGUUAACCAGGACCAAGUGGCCAUUUAGCAUCCUGGAAACUUGGAGGACAGUGUUGGCCUUUGGAGUCGGGCCUUUUUGUGUUAAGGGGCACAAGGUCCAGACCACUGUGGAGCAGGCCAGCUCUGUUGGACAGUGGCCCUCUUCCCAAGCCUCAGAAGUGACCAUAGCCACUGCUGAAAAGGCACGCAGCUGCUCCCUCGGAUCCCCCAAGGGUGGUUGCUGUUAGCAGAGGAUUGGUGCAGUCCUAGCUGAAGCCCACUGUGUGCCAAAGGAAGAAGCUCCCAGGACUGCUUCCUUCACCUCCAGAAAGCCCCAGGUGAGCCGGCAGCACUCAUGGGGCAGGCCAUGUCCAGGCUGCCCAGGGCUUCUCUCAUAGAUGUCCUGAGAAGGACGGUGUAAUACAAGGAAGUGGCUGUGGUAACACUGAUCCUGCAGAAGAAGCUUCAUUCCCUCUUUAGUUAAGCCAGGACACCCAGAAUUCAUUGCCUUAAUAAAGAACCCAGGCUGGGUGCAGUGGCUCACGCCUGUAAUCUCAGCGCUUUGGGAGGCUGAGGUGGGUGGAUUGCCUGAGCUCAGGAGUUGGAGACCAGCCUGGGCAACACGGUGAAGCCCUGUCUCUCCUAAAAUACAAAAAAUCAGCCAGGCGUGGCGGUAUGUGCCUGUAGACCCGGCUACUCAGGAGGCUGAGGCAGGAGAAUUGCUUGAACCCAGGAGGCAGAGGUUACAGUUAGCCGAUAUUGUGUCACUGGACUCCAGUCUGGGUGACAGAGCGAGACGCAGUCUCAAAAAAAAUUUAAAAAUUAAAAAAAAAUAAAAGAAUCCAACCCCAACGGGGCGUGGAGGCUCACACCUAAUCCAGCACUUAGGGAAGUCAAGGCUGGAGGAUUGCUUGAGGUCGGGAGUUGAAGACCAGACUGGGCAACAUAGUUAGACCUUCUCUAUAUUAUUAAAGAUAUAGCCAAGCACAGUUGUACACGCCUUUAGUCCCAGCUGCUCAGGAGGCUGAAGUGGGAGGAUCCUUUGAACCCAAGAGUUUGAGGCUGCAGCAAGCCAUGAUCACACCACUGCACUCCAGCCUGGGUGACAGAGCAAGACCCUGUCUCUCAGACUUUUUGUUUUAAAUAAAUAAUCCAACCUUUUUUUACUCUGACCUGUGAGAGUGCAGAGGGUCUGGGGAACAUUUGCAGAAGUAACAGGUAUCAGCCAGUGCUGGAAGGAGCUCACCCUGGAAGGUCUCACCAGCCUCUGUCCCUCAUGUUUGUCCCUCGUGUCCCAUGUGGACAGCCCUUCCUCCCUUUCCACAUGGUAAGCACUGCGCCCAAUUUCUUCCUACCCCACAGGUGGUCCCUCAGAGCAGAGAAGAUGUCCGAUGAAAGGUUCAGAUUCAGAUCACUAACUUUCCAUCUUCCACUUUUUCCAGUGGUGGCCAUGUUCCCCGUUUGCCUUCACAAAAACCUUGUGAAUAAUACAAGCCAUAUGGACUCUGAUUUACAGUUUAGAAGAUGAGCAGGGGUGGGUGUGAGUUGCCCAGUCAUGUUGCUAGUUGUUGAAGAAACUAGAAUUGUUCUCAGGUCUUGGGCUCCUGGCCCCAUAGACCAGUGGCUCUGUGUCCUGGUGGAGUACUGGGGAGGAUUUUUAUAAAUGCAGAUUCCUGAGAUUGUUCCUGGAGCAUCUCUGAGUGGGUGUGGGUUGUGGCCCUGCAUGUGUGGUUUUGCCUCUCCCAGCCCCGGGGAACCACCAACCACUUUUUGUCUCUAUGGAUUUACCUACUCUGUAUAUUUUGUUUAAAUGGAAUCAUACCAGGCUGGGCACAGUGGCUCACGCCUGUAACCCUAGCACUUUGGGAGGCCAAAGCAGGCAGAUCACCUGAGAUCAGGAGUUCAAGACCAGCCUGACCAAUAUGAAACCCCAUCUCUACUAAACAUACAAAAAUUAGCCAGGGCGUGGUGGCUCACGCCUGUAAUCCCAGCUACUCAGGAGGCAGAGGUUGCAGUGAGCUGAGAUUGGGCCAUUGCACUCCAGCCUGGGCAACAAGAGUGAAACUCUGUCUCAAGAAAACAGAAAAUGGAAUCCUACCAUACAUGACCUCCUGUGUCUGGUUUCUUUGACUUGGCAGAUGUUUGUCAGGCUCAUCCACAUUGUAGCAUGUGUCGGUCCUCGAUGAUUAUGACUGAUAGUCCACUGUAUGAAUAUACCACGAGUUUAUCCAUU